Chaetura pelagica (chimney swift) is the source of this 3240-nucleotide messenger RNA. RefSeq names its product mucin 4, cell surface associated (gene MUC4). Lineage: Eukaryota; Metazoa; Chordata; Aves; Apodiformes; Apodidae. The transcript has 24 exons. The record is from RefSeq and is a predicted model, not a curated record. Gene Ontology annotation, biological process: cell-matrix adhesion. Gene Ontology annotation, molecular function: calcium ion binding. The coding region runs from base 1 to 3240 and encodes 1079 amino acids.
AUGAGGAGCCAGGGCCAGCGGCUGCUCUGGAGCUGGGCACUGUGGGGUCUCUGGGUGCUGCCAGAUCCCGGCAGGAUUUCCUCCGAGUCUGACAGUACCAGCACCGAGCUGGCUCUGGAGCUGGGCAUGUGCCAGGCAAUCCCCGACACUGCAGCCACCCAGCCAGAGCACCUCUCUCCAGCUGGCAGGACCACCACAAGCACCUCUGCAGGCAGCCAGGGCCCAGUUUUGAUUAUUCUCCUGCCCGUGUCAGUGCCAGCAGCCUCACUCUACCCUUUUGGCAUGGAGGGAGGGGACCAAGAGUACAUCCAGAGGAUGGUGGAUUUUAACUCCCCCCUGUUCAAGCCAGAGAUCGGGUUUCCCUUUGGGAAGAAACUGCGGGAUGUUCUCUACUUUACAGAUAACGGACAGAUCAUCUUCCCACCCACUGAUAACUACGUCCUCUCCAACCCCAACCCACCUCCCCGGGGCUUCAAUGGCCGGGAGGGUUUGCCAGUGGUGGCUGCCUUCUGGGAUGACGCAGAUUUCUCCCAGGGUGUUGGCACCACCUGGUACCAGGAGUACUCCACCCUCAGCUCUACCCAAGAUCCCUUUGUCCACGAUGUGGAAGCAAAGAUUGAGAAAUACCUGAAAACCCCUUACCAAGCAAAAUGGACCUUGAAGGUGACAUGGGAGAAGGCUCCAGCAUACCCAUCCCGGCGAGAUGACACUCAGACAAACACCUACCAAGCGGUCCUGACCACCGAUGGGAACCGCUCCUUUGCCCUGCUGCUCUACCAGGAUGGUGGGAUGCAGUGGGACUACACCAAGCUGGCUGCAGACAACGUGCUGAUCGGUUUCUCCAGUGGUGAUGGUUAUGCCCAGAAUAAUGAGCUGACUCAAAAGCCACCAGCUGUCAAGUACCGACCCGACCAGCACAGCAGCACUGGCACCGGUGUGCGUGGGCUGUGGAUAUACAGGCUGGACACCCGCUCCCGGGUGAACUACAGGCUGCGGUGCCUGGCGUGGCUGGACAUGGAGCCAGCUCCAGCCACCUGGAACACCGAGCUGCUGCCUUGUCCCUGCUCCUGGCCACAGGCACAGCUGGACCCGCGCUACCGCCAGAGCAGAGGCCCAGUGGACACCUCCAUGAGGAUGCUGCGUACUGUGUCCCCAAACCCAGCUGGAGCUGGGGUGCGGUGUCUUUACCAAGACGGGAGCUUGCUAGAAGGCUGGCAGGAGAGAGCGUGGAGCCUGCCCACCCACCUGGGGGCUGAUGAGGAGCUGAGGGCCUUCAACUGGUGCUGCCGGCGCGUGGGGAAGCCCCUGUUCUGCACCAGGUUUGCUGAGAAGAGACCCCAGGUUGGCUGCAAGGGAUACGUGCCACCCACUCCUGCUGGUGCCUUUGGGGAUCCCCACAUCACCACCCUGGAUGGACUCACCUACACCUUCAAUGGGCUUGGGGACUUUGUCCUGCUGCUGGCCAGUGAUGCCCAGACCAGCUUCGUGCUGCAAGGACGCACAGCCCGGACUGGCACAGCCCAGGCCACCAACUUCGUGGCCUUUGCUGCCCAGUAUAUCUCCACCACCACCACAACAGUUGAGUGGACCUUGGGGAGACAUGGUGACAUCCAGGUCCUUCUGAACAAUGAAACCAUUCAGUUUUUCUAUUCCCAAGACAUGGCUGCCGAGAUGCACUACAGCCCUGGUGUCCUGCUGGUCAAUGACUCCUCUAUCAUGGCCGUCUUUGAUGGCUCCAUUGCUGUUUCCAUCUCUGCAACCUCUGGGAUCCUCAGCGUGGUCUGCAACCUGCCUGAUCGGUACCGCAACAGCACCAAGGGCCUCCUGGGUGUGUGGGACCACGACCCUGCAGAUGACUUCCAGAUGUCAAAUGGUACCAGCAUCGCUUUGAAUAGCAGCGAGGAAGAGAUCUAUGGCUAUGGGAUGACCUGGGCUGUUGGAGAGCACAGCCUGUUUGCUCAGCCUCCGGACUCACCGGUAAUGAACUUCACACCAAUCUUCUUGUCUCGGCUGCGGCAGGAGAACGAAAGCCGGUACCAGCUGGCAGCCUCACAGUGCCACGGGAACAAGGAGUGCAUCUAUGAUUCGCUGAGCACAGGGGAUGUGGCCCUGGGCCUGGCCACCCAGAGCCUUGCAGCUGACUUGCAGCAGAAGAAAACAGUACUCAAUGCCUUCCCUCCUGUCAUCACCGGUGACACCUCACUCACAGCCUUCAGGACAGAGAGGGUCAGGAGGCAGUUCCGUGCCGCGGGGGUGGGCGCGCGUUUCAUCCCCCACCUCUCACCAGAGCUCAACAUAUCUGAUAUCGACGAGUGCACACAGGGGAUGAUGUGCCCAGGGAACAGCACCUGCACCAACACAGUGGGCAGCUACACCUGCUCCUGCCUGGCCAGCGAGGAGGGUGAGAGGCCAGGCUGUGGCUCAGCCUGCAGCUCCCACUCCUGCCCCGAGGGCUACUGCAGCAACGGGGGACACUGCCAUCUGCACCCUGUCACCUGCACCCCCACCUGCGCCUGCCCCCCGGCUUUCACCGACCAGCGUUGCCUGCUGGCAGGGGGGGAUUUUCAUCCUCUGCCUCGUGCAGAUCUCCCCUGGAGAAGCAUCCAGCUGAGGGUCAGGACGCUGCAAAAUGCCUCUGUUGGGGAAGUCAAUGACACAGUCUCAGCCAUCCUGGGCUCCCUGGAAGUAAAGGCUUUUGAGAGCAACACCAACAUCACUCAGAUGACAGACAGUGAUGGCUUCACCUUCACAGUGAUGUCUGAGUUUGCCUACGACAGCCGUGGCAUCGUCAUCUGGUUCCUGAACGAGGAGCUGCUGGGAGCAGUCACUGGUGCCUUCAACGGGCGGCGGGGGCGAAGGGAAGUGGAUGGACACCUCCUCUUCCAGCCCCUGCAUGAGGACAAUGUCACUGACCUGGUGAAGCUGACGGUGGCUGAGCUGAGGAGCUAUUUCCCCUGCAGUCUGUAUGGCUACAAAGGGUACCGGCUCCACUACACGGAGACCAUGGGCUUUGUCUGCAUCUCACCUUGCAAGAUGGGCUACUGCCAGCAUGGUGGCCAGUGCCAGCACCUGCCCGAGGGGCCCACAUGCAGGGCCAAGGAGAACUACUGGAAGCCACGGCCCUUCUCCUGGCCUGCUUAUCUUCGCCUCUCCAGCCCUGAUGACAGCAGGAGAGCAGGCAAGGACCCUUCACUCUCCCUCCCCAGCAAGGCGUUGGGAACCACAGCUCCAGACAGUUGA